Molecule: messenger RNA, 1669 nt
Organism: Nelumbo nucifera (sacred lotus)
Lineage: Eukaryota; Viridiplantae; Streptophyta; Magnoliopsida; Proteales; Nelumbonaceae
Gene: HDA14
Product: histone deacetylase 14
Biological process (GO): epigenetic regulation of gene expression
Cellular component (GO): cytoplasm; histone deacetylase complex
Molecular function (GO): histone deacetylase activity
Source: RefSeq, a predicted model, not a curated record
UCAUUUGUUCUGCUUUUCUCUGAUUCUCCUUUGGCACCAGCAGCAAGUCGGGGUGUGUGGCUGUGGACUGCAUGGAGCUCCAAUCGAUAUCUCGUUCUGCUUUCACUGGGUACUUGUACCUCUCAGUGAGCUAUCAACUAUGUAAGCUAAAAAAUCAUUACAAGUUUGGUUUAGAGAACAACUUGGUAGGUGUUAGAUCCUUCCACAACCAAUUGAAGUCAGCAAUGAAACAUUCAUCCAAAAGCAUUUGUGCUUCCAAUUUUAGUUCAAGUAAUGUUCAUGAGGAUCUAUAUUUACCUCCUUCUACUGCACGCGUAAUGUACUCUGUAGCUCCUGCCAUGGGUCAUAACCAGGAGUCACAUCCAGAAUCUCAUUUGAGAGUUCCUGCAAUCAUAAAUGCUUUGGAAAAGAUGGAACUCACUUCAAAGUAUCGUGGGUCAGAGGUCUUUGAACUUCAAAAUUUCAGGCCUGCUUCUGUAGACGAUAUUGCAAAUGUUCAUGCCAGAGCUUAUGUAUCUGGUCUUGAGAAGGCCAUGGAUCAAGCUUCUCAAGAAGGUAUUAUAUUCAUUGAUGGAUCUGGACCAACUUAUGCUACUUCAACUACAUUUCAAGAGUCACUAAUUGCAGCAGGUGCAGGGAUUUCUUUAAUCGAUUCAGUGGUAGCAGCAUCAAGGAUUGACAAUAAUCCACCUGUGGGUUUUGCUUUGAUAAGGCCUCCAGGUCAUCAUGCUAUUCCAAAAGGUCCUAUGGGAUUCUGUGUCUUUGGAAAUAUUGCUAUUGCUGCUCGUCAUGCUCAACGUGCACAUGGUUUAAAGCGGGUUUUUAUCAUUGAUUUCGAUGUCCACCAUGGGAACGGAACAAAUGAUACAUUCUAUGAUGACCCAGAUAUAUUCUUCCUUUCUACUCAUCAGGAUGGAAGUUACCCUGGUACCGGUAAGAUUGAUGAGGUGGGUCAUGGGCGUGGUGAAGGAACAACAUUGAAUCUACCUUUACCAGGAGGCUCUGGUGAUGCUACAAUGAGAUCUGUUUUUGAAGAAGUCAUAGUGCCAUGUGCCCAAAGGUUCAAACCAGAUAUCAUUCUUGUCUCAGCAGGUUAUGAUGCCCAUGUGUUGGAUCCGCUUGCCAACCUGCAAUUUACAACCGGUACAUACUACAUGCUUGCAUCAAACAUCAAGCAACUAGCUAAAGAGUUGUGUGGGGGCCGUUGCAUAUUCUUUCUUGAAGGAGGAUACAACCUCCAGUCUCUCUCAUAUUCUGUGGCAGACUCUUUCCGGGCUUUUCUCGGUGAACCAAGCUCAGCUUCCCAGUUUGAUGACCCAGCCAUAUUAUAUGAGGAACCGUUGGCUAAAGUGAAACAAGCAAUACAGAGAGUGAAGUCCAUUCAUUCCAUUUAAGAAGCGUCUAUAUAUAGAUCAAAUUACAUUGACUGCUUAUGGUCUCAGGCUCCCAGCCUACUGCUAUGAUGUAUUUUUGUGUGAUAUGGUUGUAUAGAUCAAGUUUCCUUUUUUGUUUUUUUCCCUGUUUCAAUUAAACACCACUAGUUCAUGAAGGUGAUGGAAUAUUUUUAUGUAUUUUCUGUAUUGCUUUUAUAUACAAAACCCAUGUUGGGAGGCAGAGUAGGGUGUUAACCACUAAGUAAAGGUUACAUGAAAUGAGCUUAAUCUUCUCA